This is a messenger RNA of Pipistrellus kuhlii (Kuhl's pipistrelle), 3099 nucleotides long. It is a transcript of the gene ERI3, whose product is annotated as ERI1 exoribonuclease family member 3. The coding region runs from base 1777 to 2667 and encodes 296 amino acids. The record is from RefSeq and is a predicted model, not a curated record. The transcript has 8 exons. NCBI's taxonomy places the organism in Eukaryota, Metazoa, Chordata, Mammalia, Chiroptera, Vespertilionidae. Gene Ontology annotation, molecular function: 3'-5'-RNA exonuclease activity; nucleic acid binding. Gene Ontology annotation, biological process: exonucleolytic trimming to generate mature 3'-end of 5.8S rRNA from tricistronic rRNA transcript (SSU-rRNA, 5.8S rRNA, LSU-rRNA).
GGAGGAGGAAGAGAGCUUUGACCAGAGAGGAUAGAAAUGCAGCAAGGAAAUAGUGGAUAGAACGUCCCCUUUCCCCCUCCCCAACACCCACACAGACACAUAAGGUCAGUUUACCUCUUUGUAAAUCUGUAGCGGUGGUAGUAGUGAUGGUGGAAGGCGUGAAUAAGGGGCCUACCUGGGCUAGCUUUCUGUUUGUUUUUCCUGCAAAUGUUACAGCAACAGGUGCUUUCUUAAAACAAAAAAGCGUGAACUAGGAUUGGGGGUUGGCUUCGAGUUCUUGCAAAAUAUAACUGCUCCUGUUGAUUUGGAAGAUGCUGAAUGUGGUCCCUCAUUGAGGGGUUUGGAUUCUGCCCUUUGGGCUGGGUUUUGCAAAUUGAUGGUGUCUAUCCUUGCCUCUAUAGUUGUCUGGCAUUAGCUCUAGUCAGACAUUUUACCAGUCUGCCAGCUGAAGGGCAAAAAAACCACGAAUCCCAUUGGCCAAAGACCAUGCACUAUUUGAACUAUAGUAGGUUGUGAUUGGCUGAAUGAUUUUUUUGACUGUAGAGUUUCUGCUAGAAAUUGGCUUCAUCAAAUUCUGCUUUAUUCUGACUUUAUCAUACACAGCAGGCCUUGUUUUAGUGGGUUCGUGCCUGGAGCUUAAGUAUAUUAUACCUGAAUUCCCUACCUUUUAAAAGCCAAUUUAUAAACUGGGACUUGGAGUGUGACUCCGCUAAUGUGUGUGCCUGUGAUCUUGGUUAGAAACCCACUUGGCUGCCUUUCCUCAGAGAGGUGGGGGUUGGGGGAAGGGAGCUGCCGGGAAAGUGAUUGAUAAGGUUUCCUUUAUGGAUUCCGUGGUGCUUCACUGGAGCUCAGAGCACUUUGGCAACUUAAGCACUCCAAAUUAAAAGCUCAUUAACAAUUCCCGCCCAAAGAUCCUGUAAAUAAUCGGCUAGCUAGGUCAUAGAGCUUGACUGAGAGCUCUCCUUCCAGCUUCCACCUCCACAUAAAAGUCCUUUUACUCCUUUUCAUCUUGAAAAGUGUUUUGUUUGUGGUGGGCUAAGCUGAUGAGUGACAUUUUCUCAGAGAAUCUGAGUAGAAUAAAGUCUGAAAUGUGUAUAGAGUGGUAGACAGGAAUAGAUGGGUUCCAAACCUAGGUGUUUCUUUGUGCAAAGGGCAUUUUGCUAGCUUAUACGGGCACCUCCUGCAACUUCUAGUCCUUUAGAAGAUCUGAAUUAGGUGGUAAAUAAUGAUAGGUGUCCAUUGAUGAUUUGAUUUGGAAUUUGGUUACCUUGACUUUCUAUGAACUUGAGACAGCCCUGGAAGUAUCCUGCAAGUGUUUCCUAGUUUAUGUGAACAUUUGCAAUGUGGCUUGGGUGUUUGCUGGCAACCGCUCUUCUAAUCCUGGCCUCAGUUCCUGAGUUCUGAAUAUUGCCAUAUUUACUAGUGUCCUCUCCUUGACUGGACUAGGAUUCUGGGAUUAUCCAGACAGCAUACAACUUUAUGGCCUCUUUCUCAGUCUAAGCUUAUAUAUUGUAAAUGUUUAGUGUUCCUAGGAGGUAAGUCUCUUAAGAAGAAAAAUAUGCUACUAGAGAACAUAAAAUUCCUCAUUCCAAAAAUAUAUACUGUCAGUAGCUUCUGAAAUCUCUAUACAGGCACCGUCCUUCCACAUAGAUGGCUGUUAUCCUGAAGUAGUUUGAGUUUAGGAGUUUGAAGUAUAUACUGUUAGUCCUUAAAUUUUUUCAUAUAGCAGCCCCAUGGGGAGUUGAUCCUUUGUAUUGAAAUAGAUUUGUUGCAGAGAUGUGUAUUUAUCCACAGCAUUGGGGCUUUCCAGCUUUCACAGAACCUUCAGCAUCCCCAGCUACCAGCCUUGGCAUCUUCGAAGUACGGAGAGAUGCUUCUGGAUGUUCAAUGCUAGCACCUUUGCAGACUGGAGCAGCUCGAUUUUCUUCAUAUUUACUUUCAAGAGCAAGAAAAGUGCUGGGCUCCCACUUAUUUUCUCCCUGUGGUGUUCCGGAGUUCUGCUCCAUAUCCACCAGAAAGCUGGCGGCCCACGGCUUUGGCGCAUCCAUGGCAGCAAUGGUGUCCUUCCCUCCCCAGAGGUAUCACUACUUUUUAGUGCUGGACUUUGAGGCCACGUGUGACAAGCCACAGAUUCAACCUCAGGAAAUCAUCGAGUUCCCCAUCCUGAAGCUAAAUGGCCGGACUAUGGAGAUUGAGUCUACUUUUCACAUGUAUGUCCAGCCCGUAAUCCAUCCACAGCUUACUCCCUUCUGCACAGAGCUCACCGGGAUUAUUCAAGCCAUGGUGGACGGUCAGCCAAGCCUGCAGCAAGUGUUGGAGAGGGUCGAUGAGUGGAUGGCGAAGGAAGGCCUCUUAGAUCCAAACGUCAAGUCCAUUUUUGUCACCUGUGGAGACUGGGACUUAAAAAUCAUGCUCCCAGGCCAGUGCCAGUACUUGGGCUUGCCAGUGGCAGAUUACUUCAAGCAGUGGAUUAAUCUGAAAAAGGCUUACAGCUUCGCCAUGGGCUGCUGGCCCAAGAACGGACUUCUAGACAUGAACAAGGGCCUCAGCCUGCAGCACAUAGGCCGGCCCCACAGCGGCAUCGAUGACUGCAAGAACAUUGCCAACAUCAUGAAGACACUUGCAUAUCGAGGCUUCAUCUUCAAGCAGACCUCGAAGCCGUUCUGAUUGGCCGAGAACGGGAUGGGGCAGUACAGGGUAGCUGCUUGGCCCAACCCAGAAUCCUCCUCUCCCUCGCCAGAGGGAAAAAGGGAGAGUGGCACAGCUCUGCAUCGAGUGUCCCCAGCCUGCCCUGCGGGCCUGUGCCCUGGGUAAGGGCGUGGCCACUUGGUCCCUCCGGAGCAGAUACUUUGUGGCCCCCCAUCCCCAUCCCUCAACCUCAGCCCAGUAUUAGCCCCUCCCAUUAUGGGCCUGGGCUAGGGGACCCAGGCACGUACUGCCUCUCCCUGGUACACAGGCUUCUGCUGGGGCCACCAAGCCCCCUGUGCCCCCUCCCAUCUGUAGUGCAUGGUGUGUGGUGCCCCCAGGGCUCCAGGACAGAUCUCGUGUCCACCCCAUCCCCGCUGUGAACGUGCCACUGAAUAAAGUCGGGGAAAUAAG